UGGUGUUCGUUAUCAGUCGCGUCGCGUUGCACUUUGUUUUUCUUUCGCGUGCGCAAAAGUUGGGUUUGCGAUUGCUUCUGUCGGUUCUGGACUCGGUUCAAUGGCGUUGUUUUACCCGGCAUGCGUGGUGUACAGUCGGUGUGUUUUGACGAGUUUGUCAUCGCACAAGAAGAUGCAAACGCCGAGAAGCGGAGGCCGGAAGCAUUAUUUUCAUCGCAGUUCAUGUUGCUACGCGCGUUCUCGCCUGCGUAAUGCGCUGUAAUAUAAAAUAUCAUCCCUGAGGUCCUAGGGCAUUGCACGUGAAUAUGUUAAUUGUGUCAUGUAGCAUGCGGGAUUAAAGGGGAUUGUAACAAAGCUGAUUAAGUCGCGUUAUUAACGACGUGGCUCUCGAAUAGAGCACUCGCGUGACGCUCGAGUCGUCUUCUCCACUGCGGACUCUCAGAUUGUCAUGAUGCCAUGGAGAAGUUUCCACUGAAGGGCACAUCCUUGAACUCCACGAUCCCUCACACGAAUGCAAAUGCCGUCACAACAUAUCAUUCGGUCGACGCCAAGAGCAUAAAGUAUGGUGACAGCACCAACACGGAAGAUGUACGGCUGCGCAGUGGAACUGUAAGACGUGAGACUAAUUUAAGUAGCGACGACGACGACAUGCUGGAUAUCAAUCAUCAUCACGCGUCCCAUCACGCGGAUAACAACGUGUUAUCAGACUGCGUUCGUAUCGACGAUGCGUCCUCUCACAUUUCAGUCGACUCCGAUGAUAUACCCGGUAUCGGGCAGUAUGAUGAUUUUCAUACGAUCGAUUGGCAACGGGAUAUCGCGCGAGAUCGUAUGCGGCAUCGUUACAUCGUAAAGAAGAAGCACGAUUCCAUAUGGGGUCUAAUAAAGGGAGCUCACGAUGCAUGGUCCGGAUGGCUGUGCGUUUUACUAGUCGGAUUUUUUACGGGAGUGGCGGCUGGUGUUAUAGAUAUUGGCGCUUCCUGGAUGACGGAUCUCAAAUUCGGCAUCUGUCCGCAGGCCUUUUGGCUGAAUAAGGAGCAGUGCUGUUGGAGUUACAAUGAGACUACCUUCGAUGGCGGAAAUUGUUCACAGUGGUGGACGUGGCCCGAGGUAUUCAAUCAGUCAAAGGAGGGCGCAGGGCCAUACACGAUUUCAUAUUUAUUUUACACAGCAUGGGCCCUGCUGUUUGCAGCACUCUCCGCGUCUCUAGUGCGAAUGUUUGCACCUUAUGCUUGUGGUUCUGGUAUACCCGAGAUAAAGACAAUUUUGAGCGGCUUCAUUAUUCGUGGAUAUCUGGGUAAAUGGACACUGAUCAUCAAGUCAGUAGGCCUGAUCCUCUCUGUAUCGGCAGGCUUAAGUCUGGGAAAGGAAGGUCCCAUGGUGCACAUCGCGUGCUGUAUAGGAAAUAUAUUUUCUUAUCUAUUUCCGAAGUAUGGUAGAAACGAGGCGAAGAAACGAGAAAUCUUAUCUGCUGCCGCAGCAGCUGGAGUUUCCGUUGCUUUUGGAGCACCGAUCGGCGGUGUGCUAUUUAGCUUAGAAGAGGUCAGCUAUUAUUUUCCAUUAAAGACUUUAUGGCGAUCGUUCUUCUGCGCGCUGAUAGCUGCUUUCGUGCUGCGUUCCAUUAAUCCAUUCGGAAAUGAACACUCAGUAUUGUUUUAUGUAGAAUACAAUAAACCCUGGAUAUUCUUCGAACUGAUUCCCUUUGUCAUGCUUGGCAUAAUCGGGGGAAUUAUAGCAACAUUAUUCAUCAAGGCGAACCUCUUUUGGUGCCGAUAUCGCAAAACUUCCAAGUUAGGGCAGUAUCCUGUUACUGAAGUGUUAAUCGUGACAGUGGUAACUGCGGUAAUUGGAUAUCCUAAUCCGUACACGAGAAUGAGCACGAGUCAACUCAUUUAUUUGUUAUUCAGCCAAUGCGGCGUAUCGAAUGGGGAUAUGUUGUGCGAUUACAACAGGAAUUUCACCGCCGUGAAAUCUGCGAUCGAGAUCGCCGCGGCCGGUCCAGGAGUUUACAAAGCGAUAUGGCUGCUCGUGCUGGCACUGAUACUCAAACUUGUUAUGACGAUAUUCACGUUCGGCAUGAAAGUGCCCUGCGGUCUGUUCAUUCCGUCCUUGUGUCUCGGAGCGAUAAUGGGCCGUAUCGUCGGCAUAGGGAUGGAACAGCUCGCUUACAAUUAUCCACAUAUAUGGAUGUUCAGCGAGGAGUGUUCGACGGGCGUCGACUGCAUCACACCCGGAUUGUACGCGAUGGUCGGUGCCGCCGCGGUUCUCGGUGGCGUGACCAGAAUGACGGUCUCCCUGGUCGUCAUCAUGUUCGAGUUGACGGGCGGCGUGCGGUACAUCGUGCCUCUGAUGGCCGCGGCGAUGGCAAGCAAAUGGGUCGGCGAUGCCCUCGGCAAACAGGGCAUCUACGACGCUCAUAUCGGUCUGAAUGGCUAUCCGUUUUUGGACAGCAAGGACGAGUUUCAACACACGACUCUGGCGGCGGACGUCAUGCAGCCCAAGCGAAACGAGGCUCUUCACGUUCUCACGCAAGACUCGAUGACAGUUGAGGACGUGGAGAAUCUGCUUAAGGAGACGGAACACAACGGCUUCCCCGUUAUAGUCUCCAAGGAAUCUCAAUACCUUGUCGGUUUUGUUCUACGGCGGGAUCUUAAUCUCGCGAUUGCCAAUGCCAAAAGAAUGAUCGAGGACAUCAGUAGGCAGUCAUUAGUCAUCUUCACCAACGGAAACAAUAUCCAGAGCCACUCGCCACCGCCUCUGAAAUUGAAGAAGAUCUUGGACAUGGCACCUAUCACUAUCACAGAUCAAACUCCCAUGGAAACUGUAGUCGAUAUGUUUAGGAAAUUGGGAUUACGCCAAACUCUUGUCACGCAUAACGGGCGACUUCUAGGCGUUAUCACGAAGAAGGACGUCUUGAGGCACGUGAAGCAACUCGACAAUGAGGAUCCGAAUUCUGUUUUAUUCAAUUAAGCGUUACCGCCAUCACGAUAGCCAGCUUCGGAGUUAUAAUUCGAUGCAUAUUAAUGAACAAUCAUUAUACAGAGAUAAUUUAUAUAUGAAUUUAAUUGAAGUGUAUUUUAUCUACUUCGUCGAUCUAGCUGCGCACUUAAAUUAUUGCGACACUGUAUGUAACUAGAAAAAAAAGCGUGCAAUAGGCUUAGACUAUCAAAAAUUUGUACAUUAAUACCUUAUUUCAAUGAAAUAGGAAACGCUUCAGAUUUUAUCAUCUUGUCAUGUAUUCCAAUAAGAUAAUUUUAUUUUUGGCAUUACAAUCAAUAAUAGAUCAUUAUAUUGACAAAUCACAUGAUAC
Ooceraea biroi (clonal raider ant) is the source of this 3307-nucleotide messenger RNA. It is a transcript of the gene ClC-c, whose product is annotated as chloride channel protein 3. The record is from RefSeq and is a predicted model, not a curated record. Gene Ontology annotation, cellular component: early endosome; plasma membrane; synaptic vesicle. Gene Ontology annotation, biological process: chloride transport; transmembrane transport. Gene Ontology annotation, molecular function: voltage-gated chloride channel activity. Lineage: Eukaryota; Metazoa; Arthropoda; Insecta; Hymenoptera; Formicidae.